Molecule: messenger RNA, 4096 nt
Organism: Dunckerocampus dactyliophorus (ringed pipefish)
Lineage: Eukaryota; Metazoa; Chordata; Actinopteri; Syngnathiformes; Syngnathidae
Product: protein rapunzel-like
Exons: 3
Coding region: 248-1432 (394 amino acids)
Source: RefSeq, a predicted model, not a curated record
AAGCAACAUUUUGUCCAUCUUCGUGUGUCGACGAAAAACGACAGCAAGGUGUUUUCACCGCCAAACAGCUCCUUCCCUCCUGAAGUUGCGCAUCCCUCCUUUCCUUUCCUUCGCCCCCUCUCUCUCUCCCACUGUCUCUCUCCUUUUGGGCCCCUCCCCAGCCUCUCCAUAGUGGGAAUAUUCUCCAAAAGAAGGACAAACUUAUCAGACGUGAAAGCAGCAUCAGUGAGAGCUAUCACCUCAGACAAUGAGCAGUCCACUGGAGAAGGUUGUGGCCCAGAAGAAGCAGUCCAUCGAGGCCGCCAUGGACAUGUUGGAGAAGGGUGCCGAGGUGUUGGCCAGCGCCGUGGGCGAGCUCUUCCCCCUCUGUGAGGCGGCCGCCCCCGUUCUACGUCUGGCCUUGGACAACGUCCACAGCAAGGAGGUGUUCUACGUGAAAGAGCAGUUCCUGACGGUGAGGAACAGCUUGGACGUGCUCUCCGGCCAGCUGGAGGACAUCGACUGCGAGAUCAAGAAGGGACGGCUGGACUCUCAGUAUUUUAGCGUGGAGGAGAACAUCAGGAACCAGUUCAGGAAGUACAUGGACAUCAUCGAGGCCAAGGAGCAGUUCCGGGAGGUGAAGACCAAACUUUUCUUGGAGCAUUUUUCCAGAAGCGGAGGGGAGAAGAACCUGUUUGUGCUCUAUGACGCUCUGAUGGGGAACAACAGCUUUGCAGAGUCCAUUUUGGAGGUGGUAGAAAGGUACGUAUCAAGGAACCGCCGUCUUCUGGAGGACUUCUGCGUGCGCACCAAGGAGCUCCUCUGCUUGGGCCUGAUUGCUCUGCUGGGCCACUCCGCCUUGACCCGCAACCAAGAGGAAGAACAGGACAAGAUCCAAGAGUGGAACCGCAAGAUGGACGAAAUGGAGUUCCGCAUGAAGAGAACCAUCGAGUCCUGCAUCGCCGCCUUCCCCGAACAGGCCAAGCUGGACGCUCAGCACCUCCUGCAGGAGAAGCAAACCGAGAGCCUCCAGGACACGACCCAGCAGCUUCUGGACUUCCUGGUGAAAAAGUACGACUGGGUCAGCUGGUCCGUGCGCCUCAUUAACCACGCGGGGAGCACCUACCGGAACUGGCGGGCCGGCGAGCACUUCCACCAUGUGGCGGGACACAACUGGUUCGAGGUGCUGCAGGUGAACAACAUCAACCUGGUGGUGUCCUUCAGCACCCGGCCACAGCCGGUGCCGCGGGACUCGGUUCUGCAGCUGAUGGAGGGCCAGGCGAGGAAGGGCAACGCCCCCGCCGUGGUGGAGGUCCUGGAGAAUCAGCUGAGCGGCUUCGUGGUGCACGCCGUCAGUCGCCACAAGGAGUCGGCGGCGGCGUGGAGCUUCCCUGAAGACUGCCACUACUGGGACCGCCACAAGAAUGUGGCCGUGUGCGUUCACGCCGACUAACACCGCAUGGAAUAUCCCAAAUUUAGUAAUAGAUCGGUAUGACAAUUAUACUUACGGGCUUCAGCACGGGUGUCCAAAGGGCGGCCCGGGGGCCAUUUAUCGCCCGCGACUGCUUUUUUUACUGGCCCUCGGCACAUUCUAAAAAUAUGAUUAAACAAUAACAUUUCAAAAACAACAGCAAAAAUGGCAAAAAUAGCAGACAUUUUACAAGAAUAAAGACAAAACAUGAAGGGAGUAAAGUCAUGACAUUAACAAAAAAACGCAUAAAGUGGAAAUAUUAGAGGAAAAAAGUUAUAAAUAUAUAAGAAACAAACCAAACAAAGAAUGAAGUUGAAAUUUUAGGAAAAUUAGGCUGGGUAAAUGUUAUAACGUUAUGAUAAUAAAGUCAAAAUAUGAAAGAAGUCAUAUUAGUAUGAGAAAAAAACGUAGACUGUUGAUAUAUUUGCAAAAGUAAUGUAAGGAGACACAGUUCAAAGUACUAAUAAUAUUAUUAUCACUGAUAAAAUGAAUAAAUACAUUUAAUAUGUAUAAAUAUAUAUAUAUAUACAUGAUAUUCAAUGUUUUGUUUGGGUUGGUUUUUUUUUUCUUAAUGUAAAAGUGGCCCCCGUAUCUUUGGAUUUUUCAGUAUGCGGCCCUCAGUGGAAAUAGUUUGGACACCCCUGGUCCUCAGUAUCGCUGGUAGGAUGGACAAUUUAGUAGGAUUUUGCACAAAAGUUGUUUUUUUGAAUGAAUGAAUUUUAAGUGUAAACCAAAAAUGAUGUUCUAACAGUAGCAUGACGCUUCAUGAGCACCAAAUGUGCCAAAAAUCUAUCAUCUCUCAUUUGUUUACUUUGCUUCUGAGAGAGAAGAGGCACUCAAAAGCUUCAAAAAUGUCGAGGACAUGAUCCCGCCUCCGACCCACCAACCAAUCCCGAUAUUAGACAAUAGAGAAAAAUUCCGAUAAGCGACAUAUCAGCCGAUUCAAUUUUUACAUUUUUCCAUUAAAAAAAGAAAAAAAAGAAAUGCCGGCUUGUUCUAAAGGUAGAAAUGGAACAAUGGAAAAAUAUCCCUCGUUUAUGGCGGUUAAUUGGUUCCACACAUAUAAUAUUUUUGUAGAUAGCACAGAAAACCUGUUUACCACCUUCUAAAUACGUUUUUCGUAACAUUAUUAGCGCCCUAUAGACAUGAAAUAACACCCCAUAGUCACCUUUACACUCCUGUUACCUAACAUCAUAGACAUAAUAAGACAUUGGGAGAGCUCCUUGUUGUUUUUUGUACUUCCUGCGGUGCCUAUUGUGCCAUCAAUGUAACAUUAAUGACACCUAGUGACCAGUGUAGAAUACUACAUAUCAUUUUUGAGUGUGUCCUCUGAAUGCCUUACAUUUGUAUUUUCCUUAAUUUAGUCAUUUUUAUGCUUGAAAAUGCUAAAAAUACUUCAAUAUGAAUCAUUUUGACUAGUGGGCAACAUGAACCACAAAACAGCAUGAAUUAUUGUCUCAUGUAUUUUUUAAAACCGCGAUGGAGUGAAGCUGCGAUAUUCGAAGCGUGACGUGGCGAGAGGUUGCUGUACUGCAAAAAGUACAACUUUUUUAGUGAAACAUCUGUUCUCAAAUGGCUGCAAUGGUUCUGUAGCUUUAACAACCACAUCGUGUGUUUGUGUGACCAACUCAGUGUGCUUUUUGUGCAAUUUCCUGCUAAACUAAACUGAUAUUAGCCGCUAACUUAUCUAGCGAGCACUUUGUUUCCGAGCGCCCUUCACUGCCCACACCAGCAUGUCUCACAGCCAAGUCUCCACGAAGAAAAACGGACCGCACACUCUGGUGGUUCUGCUGAAGUCCCGAACCUCGAGCGCUGCUCCAGCUGAACAGUGUGUAGCGAGUCAUGCCUGCUAAAUCAAAUCAAUAUGUUUAUUGUUUAGUUGGCAUUAUUGCCAAUCGUGAAUCACAGAAGAGGUUGCCUUUUUGUGUCGUAUGUUUGUGUAGUUGGUCAUCCUGUACAGCAGGGGUCUCAAACUCAAUUUGACUGGGGGCCAGUGGAGGUAGAGUUUGGGUGAGGCAGGGCCGCAUCAAGUAUUGGGAGUAGGGUUGGGAAUCUCAGGGUGCCUCACGAUACGAUACCAUUCCCAAUACAUCCAUGUGAUAACACCACUGUUAGUUCAGUGUUGGUGUUUUCUUGCCCCUGGAAGUAUGGAAGUAACACUGAGCUUGCCUGGAUGUUGCGGCCUGCAGUUACACUACUCUUCAAUGUCCAGUCGCGGGCCACAAGAUUUGGUGGGCCACAAAUGGCCCGCGGGCCGCGAGUUUGAGACCCCUGCUGUAGAGGAAUCCUACUUGCCAGAAAUUAACCUAUCUUAGUCGGGUUUGGAGCCAGUUAACCGUGAUAAACGAGGGAUUCCCAGAUAAGAUAACGGUUAAAAAGCAUGAUGCAUUUAGCCGACUGUCCUGCAGGGGAGCUGUUUUACGUUUUCUUUCAUUCCGCCUACGCUAAAAUCCCUGCAUUAAAAUGCAUUUGCCGACUAGUAACUUCCGUUUUUCGUUGUUUUUCUGAAUGUCAAGCCAGCCAUCGCUCACUUAAGAUGUUUUAAUCCAUAACCUCACACGAGGUGACACAAAGAAGCAGAAGUGUGUAUUCAAAUCUUGCCUAUUGACUGGUUUCUCGGACUCAAUAAAGUCAGUGCAUGUUAAA